AUGAAGUAGUAGGAUAUGAAGCAGCCACAUGAACAGCAGUCCCGGGGUGAGGACUGGCCGGGCGGGAGCGUGAAGAUGGCCGUCCCGUGUCAGAUGGUGAGGGACAGGUUCCCGGAUAUAGACGAGGAAAUCUUUCAGUAUGUCGAAGGUGUCCUUGCAAGCACUGAAGACUUUGAGAACAGUGAGGAUGUGUACGAUGCCAUUGGUGGGCUGCUGGUGGAUGCCGUGGGCCUUGAGAAGGAUGGAGAGAUCAGGAGGCUGUGUGGGGAGGUGAUGGACCAGUUGACGACGGCUAAUGGUGCUCUGGAGCACAAGACCCUGGAGGCACCGGUGCAGCUGGCACAGAUGGCAGCUAACAUGGAGCUGGACGAGCACGAAAUCAAGUCUGUCUGGACAAGGGAGAGAGAUGACGCACUGAAAGUUGACCAGAGAAAACUGGAUAAAGCAGAGGCAAAGCUCAAAGAAAAGAAGGAGAAGCGUAUCAACACAGACAAGAAGGAGUUGCAGCCACCCAUCAUCCUGGAGAUGGCCACGGCCUCCCAGAUUGUCAGUAAGAAGGACAGAGCCUUGGAUGCAAAAGGAAUCUGCAACACAAAGGACAUCAGGAUAGAAAGCUUUGAUGUGGCCUAUGGUGACAGGGUUCUCAUUCAGAAUGCAACUAUAUCUCUAGCCUUUGGUAGAAGAUAUGCCUUAGUAGGGAGAAAUGGUCUUGGGAAAACAACGCUGCUGAGAAUGAUGGCAAGCCGGAGCCUCCGCAUCCCGAGUCACAUCUCCAUCCUGUACGUGGAGCAAGAGGUGACAGGAGAUGACACCACAGCCCUUGAGAGUGUGCUGGAGUGUGACAUUCAGCGCAGAACCUUGCUGAACCGAGAGAAAGAGAUUCAGAGCAGAAUAUCUCAAGGAGAGCAAGAUGAUAGCCUCGCCACACAGCUGUCUGAGGUGUAUGCAGAGCUUCAGGCCAUUGAGGCAGACAAGGCCCCUGCCAAGGCUAGUGUCAUCCUCAAUGGACUUGGCUUCAAUCCUGAGAUGCAGUCAAGGAAGACCCGGGAGUUCUCUGGAGGGUGGAGAAUGAGGAUAGCAUUGGCCAGAGCACUCUUCUCACAGCCAGACCUCCUGCUGCUUGAUGAGCCUACUAACAUGUUGGACAUGAAGGCCAUCAUCUGGUUGGAAAACUACCUGAUGGGUUGGGCAUCUACCUUACUUGUGGUGUCUCAUGACCGUCACUUCCUGGACAUUGUGCCCACUGAUGUUCUGCACCUCCACUCCCAGACCAUCGACAUGUACAGAGGAAACUAUGAAAACUUUAUUCAGACCAAGAAUGAGCGGCAGAAGAAUCAGCAGAGAGAGUACGACGCCCAGAUGCAGUUUCGUGCCCAUGUCCAGGAGUUUAUAGACAAGUUUCGCUACAAUGCCAAACGUGCUUCCCUUGUCCAGUCCAAGAUUAAAAUGCUCGAGAAAUUGCCUGAGCUGAAACCCAUUGAAAAGGAGGUGAAGGUGGUGCUGAGGUUUCCUGAGGUGGAGAAGUUGAGUGGCUCCGUCUUGCAGUUAGAUGAGGUGCAGUUUGAAUACACUCCAGGAAAUCCCAUCUUUACCAGUGUCAAUCUCUCGGCUGCCAUGGACUCCAGAAUAUGUAUUGUUGGAGAAAAUGGCACGGGCAAGACCACACUGCUGAAGAUCCUGCUGGGGGAGCUGGACACAACCAAAGGACACCGGCUGGCCAACAGGUCGCUGAGGAUAGGCUACUUCACUCAGCACCAUGUGGACCAGCUGGACAUGAGGGUGUGUCCUGUAGAGCUGCUACAAAAUAAAUACCAAGGGCGGCCAACUGAAGACUACCGUCGUCAGCUUGGGUCUUUUGGCGUCAGUGGCGACCUGGCCCUGCAGCAGCUGGCCAGUCUGUCAGGUGGUCAGAAGUCCCGUGUGGCCUUUGCUCUCAUGUGUAUGGGCAAUCCUAAUUUCUUCAUCCUUGAUGAGCCGACUAACCACCUGGACAUUGAGACGAUUGAGGCUCUGGGAGAGGCAAUCAGUAAAUUCAAGGGUGGAGUGGUGUUAGUGUCCCACGACGAGAGGCUUAUCCGCAUGGUGUGCACUGAGCUGUGGGUAUGCGGGGACAAGAAGGUGCGGUGCGUGGAGGGCGGCUUUGACGAGUACAGGGUGCUUGUCGAGAAGGAGAUUCAGGCCACCUUAUAAGGUUGUCUCUUCUCUAGUGAGUUAUUUUAACCACAUUUAGCUACAAAAUUUUGAAUUCUGUUGUCAAUGUUAUACCGAACAAGGUUUUCUGUAGAACUUUGUGAUAUGGUUGAUUAAAUAUUUAUUUAUUUAUAUUAAAAGAAAAAUGCUUUUAUACAGAAGUGUUCUAACAUGCAAAAUGCCUAAGUCUUAUUUGCAAAAUCAGUUGACAAUAUAAGCAUUAUUUAUCUACAUACAUAUGCUUUUAUUUACCAACUUGACAUUUUCAGGUAAAGAUUUGGUUUUGACUUGUUAUAUAAUAGUUUAUACACUUACCCAUUCAGUGGUGCUACUAAAAUUGAUAAACAAAGAAA
Messenger RNA from Portunus trituberculatus (swimming crab), 2543 nucleotides. RefSeq names its product ATP-binding cassette sub-family F member 3-like. Bases 16 to 2190 code for a protein of 724 amino acids. The record is from RefSeq and is a predicted model, not a curated record. Gene Ontology annotation, molecular function: ATP binding; ATP hydrolysis activity. The transcript has 15 exons. Lineage: Eukaryota; Metazoa; Arthropoda; Malacostraca; Decapoda; Portunidae.